Mus pahari (shrew mouse) is the source of this 980-nucleotide messenger RNA. It is a transcript of the gene Mrpl35, whose product is annotated as mitochondrial ribosomal protein L35. Gene Ontology annotation, cellular component: mitochondrion; ribosome. Gene Ontology annotation, molecular function: structural constituent of ribosome. Lineage: Eukaryota; Metazoa; Chordata; Mammalia; Rodentia; Muridae. The transcript is spliced from 4 exons. Gene Ontology annotation, biological process: translation. The coding region runs from base 39 to 605 and encodes 188 amino acids. The record is from RefSeq and is a predicted model, not a curated record.
UUUUGAGUCCACUGCGGCCACCGUAGGCAGGCUGCAAGAUGGCGGCUUCCAUCUUCACGGGCGCCGUGAGAGCUGCCUCAGGAAUAUUACGACCCUUGAAUGUCUUGGCAUCUUCAACCUAUCGUAACUGCGCCAGGAAUGCCUGUCUUAAUUCUUCACUGUGCACCAUUCAUUUUAGACAUAUUCAGACAUCAGUUGUUUCCUCUGCUCCAAGACUUGUCACAUCUGUCAGACACCUGGCAUAUGGGCAUACCGCCACAGUCCUUAAUAGAGUGGCCACGUUGGUUCCCAGUGUCCUGAAGCCACCAGUCAGAGCUCUAACAUACUGCAGCACACGGAAAGGCAAGAGAAAGACGGUAAAAUCGGUCGUGCAUCGCUUCCUCCGACUUCAUUCUGGCCUUUGGCUAAGAAGAAAGGCUGGCUAUAAGAAAAAAUUAUGGAAAAAGUCAACUGCAAGAAAGAAGCGCUUGAGGGAAUUUGUGUUCUGCAGCAAGACCCAGAGUAAACUCCUGGAUAAAAUGACAACGUCUUUCUGGAAGAGGCGCAACUGGUACGCUGGCGAUCCUUACCAGAUGUACCACGAUCGAACAAACCUGCGCGUAUAGUUCAGAGCUAUCAUAGUUCUCAGCUAUGGAAUGUGGGUCUUGGUGUAUAUGAUGCCCUUGCUAAAGUGAGUAAGCGUUAAACUGUAAACUGUACCAGCUGAUAGGCAAGUUUAGAUUACCACCAUUGGGCAUUAAACAUUCCCAGAGUUGGCCAUAGAACUAAAAGUUAAAUUGUGGAUUAUUUCAAAAAACUGGUAAUGGCUUUCCUUAUUCCUGCAAUCUUGGGUGAGGAAAAACAUGAAGACGUUCAACAGUGGGCCUUUGUGUGGGAUUGAGAUGGUAUCCAGGUCUUUGCACAUGCUAAACAGACAUCCUACGUGCCUAUUCCCAAUAUGACGCAUGAUGAAUUUAAAACAUAAGUACCUAGGAACUCAG